AUGGGUUUGAAAGAUGAGGAGAAGAAAGAUGGAGAGUCUUCAGAAGAGCCAACAGGACAAGGGUUAAGCAGAAAGAACAGCCACGGUUCUUUGUCAGGAUACUCCGAUGAAAAUGAAGACGAAGACAAAAAGCCUGAAAUUGGUCCCAUGAUCGCUCUCAAAGAACAGCUCGAGAAAGACAAGGAUGAUGAAAGCUUGAGGAGAUGGAAAGAACAACUUCUAGGCAGCGUCGAUCUCGAGGAGGUCGGAGAGACUCCGGAUCCCGUGGUAAAGAUAUUGACCUUAACAAUUAGGUCACCGGAUAGAGAAGACAUGGUAUUGACAAUCCCCGAAAACGGAAAACCGACAUCGAAAGGACCAUGGUUCACUCUCAAAGAAGGCUCUAAAUACACUCUUGUCUUCACUUUCCGUGUGACCAACAACAUUGUGUCUGGCCUCCAAUACAGCAAUACGGUUUGGAAGACCGGAAUCAAAGUGUAUAGUAGAAAGGAAAUGUUAGGAACGUAUAGUCCACAAGCGGAGCCGUACAAUCAUGUCAUGUUUGAGGAAUCGACGCCGUCUGGUAUGCUUGUUAGAGGCUCCUAUUCCGUUAAAUCAAAGUUUGUCGAUGACGAUAACAAGUGCUACUUGGAGAACAACUACACCUUCGAUAUUCGCAAGAAUUGGCUAGCCUCCGCCGCAGCCGUAGUGGGCUCCGGUGGUAGCUGCCGACAUCCACCGUCACAAAACAGCUGCAAGACAUGCAUGGCCGAGCAGAUGAAAUACGACUGUCCUAAGUGCGUGCCGGUGCUCCGAUGCAUGGCUCGUUGCCUUUGGGGAGGUGUGUCUCAGAGGAAGUGCAUCACCACAUGCGGCUGCGACGCCGUGGCCAAGCCGUCGCUGGUGGAGUGUAAACGCUGCGUUUCGAGGUGUAAGUGUAGUUGUGCGGCUUAA
This is a messenger RNA of Arabis nemorensis, 933 nucleotides long. The record is from the annotation of a GenBank genome assembly. NCBI's taxonomy places the organism in Eukaryota, Viridiplantae, Streptophyta, Magnoliopsida, Brassicales, Brassicaceae.